This is a messenger RNA of Mytilinidion resinicola, 1467 nucleotides long. Its product is annotated as P-loop containing nucleoside triphosphate hydrolase protein. The transcript has 11 exons. The record is from RefSeq and is a predicted model, not a curated record. NCBI's taxonomy places the organism in Eukaryota, Fungi, Ascomycota, Dothideomycetes, Mytilinidiales, Mytilinidiaceae. Gene Ontology annotation, molecular function: ATP hydrolysis activity; GTP binding. The coding region runs from base 72 to 1325 and encodes 417 amino acids. Gene Ontology annotation, cellular component: cytoplasm.
CAACCUUUCUACAGUUCUUCUUCCUACACAAUUGCCUCUGUACUCAACCCUUCCCAUAUAAUUCCUCAGCUAUGCCACGCGACCCCCUCAUCGGCCUGGUAGGUAAGCCCUCAUCCGGCAAGUCCACCACACUCAACAGCUUGACGGACGCGUCGUCGAAAGUCGGCAAUUUCCCGUUCACGACUAUAGACCCCCAACGCGCCAUCGGCUACCUCCAGAUCCCCUGUGCCUGCUCCCGCUUCGGCGUGAGUGACCGCUGCAAACCGAACUACGGCGCGUGCGUGGACGGGCGGCGGAGCGUGCCGAUCGAAUUGCUCGAUGUGGCUGGGCUAGUCCCCGGCGCGCAUCUAGGACGGGGGCUGGGGAAUAAGUUUCUGGAUGACCUGAGGCAUGCGGAUGCCUUGGUGCAUGUGGUUGAUGUGAGCGGGACGACGGAUGCAGAGGGCAAGGCGACGAGAGGGUAUGACCCUUCGCAGGAUAUUGUGUGGUUGAGGUCGGAGAUCGUGCGGUGGAUACAGGGGAAUCUGAUGGAGAAAUGGGGUUCGAUAAAGCGACGGCAUGUUGCCGUAAAAGCCACCGCCGUCGAAACCCUACAAAACCAAUUUUCCGGCUAUGGCAGCACGUCUUCCGUGGUGGCGAGAUGCUUGGACAAAAUGGGCUUAAAAGAGCCGCUGCAGGAUUGGUCGAACGAGACGAUUGAGAAAGUUGUGAUUGCGUUUACGGAUGAGAAGUUCCCAACCGUGAUAGCGCUGAAUAAGAUUGACCAUCCGGACGCUGACAAGAAUAUCGCCAAAAUCGCAAAAGCCCAAGACCCCCAAUCCAUCGUCCUCUGUUCCGCCAUCAGCGAAGUCUUCCUCCGACGGUUAGCGAAACAGGGUUUCGUGAGGUACACCGAGGGUAGCGACAUCGUGGAAACAAGAGAAGACCUGAUAGAAGACGGUGAUCCGGAUGGAGGGGGCUUGAAGGAGAUGGAUGAGAAGCUGAAGAACCGUAUCGAAAAUCUCAAAGACAUGGUCCUCUACCGCUUCGGCAGCACGGGCGUGGUGCAAGUCCUCUCCCGCGCCGCAGAGCUUCUGGGUCUCGUCCCGGUGUUUCCCGUCCGAAAUAUCAACACCUUCACAUCUGGUUCAGCGUCUAGUCAUGCCGUGUUUCGAGAUUGCGUCCUCGUAAAACGGGGAUCAACAGUCGGCGACGUCUACCGCAAAGUGAUGGGCGACGCGCCGAUGGCGUACGUAGAGACGGCAGGCGGCGUGAGGGUCGCGGAAGAUGAUCUUGUGGCGGUGGGGAAGAACGAUGUCCUAUCUUUCAAAGUUGGCCGAGCUUGAGGGAGUCCAUGGGUUUUUGAAGUGGAGAUUUGCUUCCUGCAUACCCUGCUGUACAUAUAGACACUUCACCAUGUACACUAAGACGAAUUGAAGGAGAUGAUCUGGCGAACGCCUGAAUAGACUAAAUCUAGGAGGCUACGAG